UUUAAUUAUAAUAAAUAACGUAGUACUUUAUGACAUAAUUAUUGAUAUGUUUCUGAAACUAAAUAAAUUCAAAAAAGAAUAUUGAUUAUUAAAUCACACAAUAAUUUUUAAAAAUGAUUUUUUCCAUUAAUAUUUUGUGUUUAUUUCAUAUUAUGAUAUCAGUGGUAUUAACUAUUCAAAAAUUGGCAUCAACAGAAGAUAAUCCAUUGAUUUUAUCAAAACCAGCAAAAAAAAAACGUGAAAAUGUGAACUGUAAUAUUGUUUACAACAAAAAACUCUUAAAUGAUUUACAUAUAUUUAAAACAAUGGAUAAAAAUAAGGAUAGACUAACCGAAUGUGAAAUCGAAUUAUUAACGAGGAAAUUUAGUCCAUACAAUGCUAAGGCUAACGAAAAAGAAUUUGCGUUGCUUAAAUAUAAGAAAAAAAUGCAAAGCAUUCAAUGCACUUUUGGUUUAAUAGUGCAUUACUUAUUGAUGCAUUUAAAGAAACUUGUUACAAAGUUACGAGACGAUGACAGUAUCGACUAUAUAAAAUACAUAUAUCAUCAAUAUCACGACCGUACUGCUACUAUAUUUUCAAAACUUUUUUCGGCUGGUAUAACACCUCAUUCUUGGAUAUGGAUUUUUUAUUCAAAGCUCAUUGCAGUAAGCGAUUGGACAAAAAAUAAAGAUAUAAUAGAUAACCGUUUGUUUUCCGAUUAUCUCUUAAACAUAGAGUUGCUCAACUUCUUAUCAACUUGCGAGAGUAAUAUGUAUUUGUCUAUCGACUUGUAUGAAAGUCUUUUACAUAGCAAGGCUACAAGAGAUUUAUCAGUCCUUACCAAUGAAAUAAUUGAUCCUUUUUUCAAUAGUCUCAGCCUAACAUGGGAUUCAAACUAUUUUGAGUUUUUCAUAACAGUUGAAAGAAUGCUUCUGCUCGAAAAUAAUCUAGAAGAUGUUUUGUUUGAACCCAUAAGAGACUUUCCUAUAGAAUGGAGUGCAACAAAAAAAAGACUGAUGAGGCUGAAAGAAAAAUGUGUAGAGCAUUUCAAUCGCCGAGAAUGGAUUAACUCGCCUUUUUCUUGUAACGAAUAUCAUAUGAUGGUUAUAGAUAUUUUAAAGGUGAGAUUACUUAGCUUCACUUGGAUGCAUUUAUAUAUCAAUCACGAGUUAAGUAGGUUUCUCGAUAAUUCGUCAAAGACAGAACAACUUGUAAUUGACACGAUUAAAAAAAAUGUCAAAAGCACGUCAAUUAAAUUUUAUAGCGUGUUUGUUGAUUUUGUAAACUAUUUGGAAGCAAAGGAUGACACUUUUUGGGAUCUCGUUAAAUUACUCAACAUUGAAAAUGAUAUCAAUACAGAUCAACUGUACUUCGCUGUUGCUAGUUUAUUUCAAAUAAUUUACAACAGCCUAAUAUCGUUGAGUGUUAAUAACAUAUAUGAUAACAUGAACAACAAUUCCAUAAUGGCUACUUAUGAAGAUAACGUUUCUACAACACAAAUGAAACAUAAUGUACAGUUCCUUAUACAACAUUUCAACAUUAUUAAAUAUAAUCUAAAACCAAUAGAUAUAAAAUUUUUGAACUUCUAUCGUGAAGGAAAUGCUUCGUUUUUCACAACAUAUCAAAUGAACGACUAUUCAUUGAAAAAAUGAAGUUAAAUUAAUUGAAGUCAGAAAAUACUUAGUGCAAAAACAUACCUAUCUUAACUUAUUUAUAUGUACUAUCAAUAUUAAUGACUUUUUCAAUCUAACAAAAUAAUUAAUUAUUGUAGAUUUUUAAACAAAAUCUACCCUUUCAACAUUUUACAAUGAUAAAUUUUCACAAAACUAAAAAAAGUACAUUCUAUAAACUUAAAAAAAACUGAUUAACUAUAUUUCACAAAUUUCGAAUAAUAUUAAAUUUCCUAAGAUACCUAUUAUGGAUUAUAAAUGAUUAAAAAUGUUCAAUACAACAAAUUAUGACAAAAAUAUUGAAUUUUUCGAAAUUAGAGUAAACUGGGGUAAGAGCAUAAAAUUGAAUUACAUAUUAUAUUUCUCGGGCAUACUCUUCCUUUUGCCUUUGUAGACAAAUUCCGUUUACUUAUAAGGACUGUACGGAAUUUUGAUUGCUUAUAAUAUAUUAAAAUUACAAUGUUAGUAUUUAAAAUUUUAUCGUUUAAGUCAUGCAAUACAAAUCAACUAAAUUACUCAACUUUAAUGCUUAAGAGUUAAUAUUUCAAGUAGUACUAGUGAUGUUCACUUAUUAGGGGGUGUUUAGUAAUUGAAUCAGUUACUCUAUUACGGCCUUUAAAUAAAAUUAAUAAAACAAUGCAAAAUAUAAAUUAUACUAAAUAAUAAUAAUAUUGAUAAAUAUUAUUAUAUUUAUACAUACAUAAUAUAAUUUUAUCCGAUAGUUGUCAAUGCAAUGUUGAAUAAUUUAAUUCCGUCCUUGAUUCUUAAAACGUUCAUUAUUUUUCACAAUUAAUUAGUAGUGAUUUAAUUUAGCCGGAUAUUUUUAAAAAAAAAAAAUUUUAUGUGUAUAUGUAUUUUUAAUCAACCGUAAAAAAUGUAUUAUACACAGCGGCUGAAGUCAUAAUAACCAUUCGACCGGAUGUAAUACAUAGUACAAUAUAUGUAUAAAUAAACCUAGUGCAUUCAUUAUUUAAACAUGUUAUGAAAUCAUAAAAAAAGGACAAAAAAAAUUAGUUCAAUAUCAAAUAUAUGGACUUGGUAAAUAAAUUAUCCGUCCAGAUAAAGUCUAGUUUACUAUGUAAACAAAAAGUAAUUAGACUUAAUUUUUUUCUGAUAAAAAGUAGAAUUUUUAGUAAAAAAUGUUUAGAUAUCCUGAUUUGU
Molecule: messenger RNA, 2810 nt
Organism: Daktulosphaira vitifoliae (grape phylloxera)
Lineage: Eukaryota; Metazoa; Arthropoda; Insecta; Hemiptera; Phylloxeridae
Exons: 2
Coding region: 114-1631 (505 amino acids)
Source: RefSeq, a predicted model, not a curated record